ACAGAGAGUCAACCAGAGCAACUAAGAGUAUCCGCAUUCAUAGUGACUUGUGCUUACAUGUGGGUUUGUGUGAUCAGAUCAUAUGAAAGAGAAAUUGGCGACGACGGUGGCGACGACCAGCUUUACCACUUUGCUUUCAUGGCAGAUUGCAGAGAUCGCCUGAAUUUAUCCGCAACAUAAUUUGGAAACUGCUGGGAACCUCGUUUCGCAGAAGCGAAGAGGAACGAGCUGGUGGGGGAAAAUGGGUUUUGGCGGCGGCGAAGGCUAUUGGAAGAGAAGCAUCGGAACUGGAUAAAGGAGUGCUGAGAGGGGCGGAGAAGUGGCUGUCAAGGCGAAGGAAGUAUUCCAGUCUGGUGUCCACACUGUUUCAGUUGCAGGGUCGCCAAAAUUGCGUGUGUACGAAACGGACUUCGGAUGGGGGAGGCCAAAGAAGGCAGAGGUGGCUCACCUUCGCUCUUAUGGGGGAAUGUCGAUUUCAGAGAGUGGAGGUGAAGAAGGAGGGGUUGAGUUUGGACUGGCUCUUUCUCAGGACGUGUUGGAGAGAUUCAAUGUUGCUUUUAAGCAAGGCUGGUUGGGACUAAGGUAAACAACAGUGAGUAAAGCUCUUUAAUCAGAAAAAAGGAGCCUGGUCCUGGAGAAUAAAGUCAUGAAAUUAAUUGAUUUGUUUGGCGACAGUUCGAACUACAGGGCAGGAAGGUAAUGAAACAAUCAUCAUCCCGGGGACAACCCCAGUUAAUUAUUAAGCUCAGGGACUGCAUUGAAGAGCUCCUGAAGUUCACUCUCCACUCUCAAAUGAACGGAACCCUGAUCUUGGGCUCUCCAAAGAUUCCUGCUUUUCUCUUCUCAAAGACGAAUCAAGUGACCCCAUCACCGGUUAAGAAGCGAAGAAAAUCAGUGAGAAUCUUGUCUAGGCUUGCAAUUUACUGUGCCUAUUGAACUGUCUGGGUUGUCUUAUGUUUCUAAUGAAAGUGUGAAACUUGAUUCAAGAUAUAGUUUGAUUUGUGGUCAAGAAAUUAAAUGGAAACAAUUAGAAGGCAUAACUCCCCUGACAUAUUGUUGAAGUGAAUGAUUGAUCAGAUUCUUCAGGAGCCCCUGAACCUCCUGUAUGCAGUAAACUAGCGUCAGAUAUGGUUAUGCAAUUUUAUGUUAUGUUAUACAUCCCUUCCUGAAACUUCUUUGUAUUUAUUUUUCACUUUUUUGGUAUAUUGGGUUAACAUUGCACGGUUUGAACUGUUGAUUUUAUCCCAAACUAACAGUAUCCAUAUGUUUCUUCUUCACUAUUACUGAAAGAAAAAAAGAUUUGAAUU
Molecule: messenger RNA, 1307 nt
Organism: Rubroshorea leprosula
Lineage: Eukaryota; Viridiplantae; Streptophyta; Magnoliopsida; Malvales; Dipterocarpaceae
Source: the annotation of a GenBank genome assembly